Molecule: messenger RNA, 5139 nt
Organism: Fusarium subglutinans
Lineage: Eukaryota; Fungi; Ascomycota; Sordariomycetes; Hypocreales; Nectriaceae
Exons: 9
Coding region: 1-5139 (1712 amino acids)
Biological process (GO): protein folding
Cellular component (GO): chaperonin-containing T-complex
Molecular function (GO): ATP-dependent protein folding chaperone; ATP binding; ATP hydrolysis activity
Source: RefSeq, a predicted model, not a curated record
AUGCUUACGCCAACUAUUGCCGUAAAAACUAGCUUUCUCUAUGCUGCCGGCAAUACGCCAGCAACCAGUCUGACCAGAUCAGUACCUCAAGGCCAGGACGCAGAUGUGCUUUCGCUUGGCUGUGGUGAUCUGCGCAACAUUCUUUACACAACAUACCUGGAGAAAGGCUUGCGUGAGUACAACUCAACCUGGCCUCACAACUUGAAGCUAAUCGGAUCAGCUCAGAGAAAAAUUGACUUUACUUGUUGCGAUGUCGUGGAAAAGAUUCUUGCUCGCAAUGCUUUCUUCUUGAUAUUCCUGCUUGAUGAGGAUUGCAAACUGAGUGAGGAGCAGCUUUGGAAUGUCUACUACCAUUUAUUUGUGGACGAAGAUACUGCCAAGAUUGUAGCAGCUACUGCCACUAAGCUGCUAAUCGUUUCCAAAUCCCUUGAUGAAUGGAACAGCAGUAUUUGGGGGAAAUCUAUCCGAUUCUGCGAUGCUGAUACUCUAUCAGAUGUCCGUCGUGUUUGGAUGUCAAUCAAAGCUGCGGCAUCCAAGUGUCAGUCCGAUAGCUAUAUGGCGACAUUUCAGCAGAAUAUCCAACCUUCUAAGGACAUCCACGAACAAAAGCUUGGUGAAGGGCGCCUCAACUUAACAGCUAUGCGUUCCGCUGCACCACUCUCCAUACAAGCAGGAGCAAAACUCGGGGAUAUAUCCGCUCAAUAUUGGAAAAAUGGCACAGUCACACCUCGCCAAGCCAAGGAUAAGCUGCCAAAUCCGCUCCUUGCAAGUCUUCUCUCUGAGAACGACAUUCUGCACUACGCUAGUGAUCCAGUCUUGGGCUUUCAUCUGGCAACGGCCUAUGCUACUCUUCUCGAAGGCUCUCCACUUGAGCCCAAGAUCAGAGGAAAAGAAUUUGUAGCCUCAGCUUCUGCUAAGACCCAGUUCAAUGAAUGGAUCUCUGCUUUCAAGUCGCUGAAAAGCAAUGUUGUCAUUCGCUUCGCCGUCGCGGAUGCCUUGACGCUCUGUCACAGUUUACAGGCGGCGCAUACAACAGGAAAGCCAGCCAAUCUAUACCGGCGAACCUGGGACCCUCGACCAUUGGUCUUGGAUCCGAAGGAAUAUGGAAAGGGUGGUUUAGGGCCAUCGGUGUUCGAUAUGAUCGAUACCUCAAACCUUUGCGACCACAUCGGAGCCCUCAACAUUCUCUUCGCAGCAGGGCCUCUUCUCAAAGACGAGCCGUGGGCGUCCCUUUUCACAGAAUUGCUCAUCAGGCCUGAGGGUGAUCAGAAGAAUGCUCUAGACAAGAUUCUCUCUGGACAUGCACCGACCAUCUCACUUCUGCUUGGUCUCAGUCCUGUGCAAUACUGGACUAAUGCCAAGGUUGAGUCCCAUGUUGACGAGAUUUUUCUUGGACUCAUGAAUGAAGUAAAAGGAGAAACGCAAACCCGAAACCGACUGGCUUGGAAGCGAGACAACCAAUUUUCGGGUCAGGCUCGCCACGGGAAGCUGCAUAUAGACUCGAAGCAGCUCAUCAAAUUACUUUCACCACUCUAUGACCACAUGUUUGAGGCUGAGAACAUAUCGCAGUCAAGUGUGGGACAGAGGUCAAACACGUAUGGCCACUUUAUCCGUACAAGCUUCGCUACCAUGCUCAAGAUUGUCAUGGCCCGAGUUGCAACAGACUGGCCAUCCAUGUGCUCAGCUCUCAUUGACUCGAUUGCUCAAGACCACCGCUUUUUGCUGGCUAGCAAUGGCAUGCAAGACCUGUGCCUUCAGCUUCACCUUCUUGGCGUAAACACCGAGCCAUGGAUUAUCCAGGAGAGCAGAAGCCUUCCUCAAAAUGGAGCUUUCAAUCGCUGGAAAUCCCUGCCGCCAGCAGUCGCUGUCACGGUAGUUGUGCCUAGACCGGCCAUUGCUCGAUUGUAUAAACAUCAAAAUAACCCUCUUGGGCUUGCAUCACCGCCACUUGUCGGAUCUGUGAGAUCUAGUCAUAAUGCUACCGAAGGAUGGCAAAACAUAUUUGGAGAUAUCCAAAUUUCCUUCGGCAAUGUUAAAACUAAGAAGAUGUCGGAUGAGGACGAGUUUCAAGUGGUUAUUGAAAGAGAUCGGGAUGGAUGGGCCGGAGACUCUCCUCUUGUUGCAUCUUUUUAUGUGCCCACUUCAACGUUGCAGAACGAACCCAACUCAGCAUUGGUGGGACUUUGUGUUCCACCCACGGGGCAGAACUCCUUCAUUUAUGGUCCCAUCCUGGGAAUGACCAUGACUGUAUUUGAAACGCGCACUGAUGACAAGGCCAGCGUAUUCGUGACGAAGCAUUUACCUGGGCAGGAUGGCUACCCUGCUGUAUGUAGUGCUGUUAGGUCUCUCGAGAAUGCGGUUAAUCAGGGUCAGGAUGACAAGACGACCAAGAUUCUGCUCGAGAUAUCACCUUCUGAGUCUGUCAUCUCUACCAUUACUGGACACUUGGACAUAACUUCGAAGAAAGGCAAGGGGUUCCUUAAGGAUAAAGUCCCGAUCGACUUUCGUCAGAAGAGCCCCUUCGCCAUUGAUAUUGUUUUUGGAAAGUAUGAUCUUGUUUGCCCUCUCAACUUCCCGGUGCCUGUCACCAACGAUGGAAUGAAAUCUCGUGUUGCUCGAACGACAGGCUACAUCGAAUUGAUAGCACCACUGGCACAGCCUGGCUCUUCUCCUAUACUGCUGGACUUCGCAUACCCUUCAGCAAUCUCUUCGUCUGGCGUUCCGGCCUGUCUCAACAUGUCGCACCUGAAUCUCGACAAUCUCCCGGUCAUUGAUUUGGAAAACAAGGACCGAAACCGAUGGAUGACAACAUUGACAUCAAUGCAGUUUUCAGCCCGAGAAAAAUACCUACGUACUGUGCGCGGCGAAAGCGGAAUCUCGCAUGACCCGAUGGUCAACUUCAAGGAAUCUGUGUUUACCAUGUUUAUGAUCGCCACCGGCUUACAGGCUGGCCAGACCGGUUUGUUUGCAAUCAACCACCCGAAGCGAGGUGGUAUUCACAUGCUUGUUUUCGUCUCCGCCAUCCGGAUUGACGGCGAUGCUGCUUCCGUUGUUAUUGAUGCAGCUAUUAUCCCGUUCACGAUGGAUCUUAUUACAUCGGGCCGGAUGGAAUCCUUCCUUCUGAUUCUCCGGGAACUUGAAUGUGGCAGUAUCGAUGUCGAUGAUGCAGAACUAUGCCUUUGGAAGAAGUCUCUCCCAUCAAUGGUUGAGCGGUGCCGUACCUGGUCUCACGGAAGGAGUUGCGAGUAUAAGAGAAAGGGGGCGACUAUUCCGCUGAGUCUCAAAGAUGGUGAACAGGUUCUGUGCUCGUGUGGUAACGGGCUCCUACCAGAGAACUUCGUGUCUCUCCCUGAGUGGGAAAACGCAGCCCCAAAUGCAGUCCGUGUUGCAAUCAGCCCGACCUAUGCAAUUCCGUUCAACGAAGAAGUCGUUGACCCUGCUGACCUUCCCAAGAUGCGGAACCCAGUGACUCGGGACGGUUUCUUGCCCCUCUUCACACCCUACCUUACACAACUCCUCAACCCCAAGGCCGAGUCCCGAAGGAGGGGCGAAGCUCUGAAGGUCAACAUUAGCGCUGGCGAAGGCCUACAGGAUGUUUUGAAGUCCAAUCUGGGCCCUCUGGGUACCAUUAAGAUGCUUGUUGACGGUGCGGGACAGAUCAAGCUGACCAAGGAUGGAAACGUCCUCCUCCGAGAGAUGCAAAUACAAAACCCUACCGCCGUUAUGAUUGCUCGAGCAGCGACCGCUCAGGACGAUAUUUGCGGUGACGGAACCACCUCUGUGGUUAUGCUGGUUGGCGAGCUUCUCAAGCAGGCAGACCGAUAUAUCUCUGAAGGACUGCACCCUCGUAUCAUCACUGAUGGUUUCGAGGUUGCCAAGAUUGAGGCUCUCAAGUUCCUCGACUCUUUCAAACUCGCCAAGGAAGUUGACCGAGAACUCCUCCUCAAUGUCGCCCGAACAUCGCUCGCUACCAAGCUCAACUCGACUUUGGCCGCCAAGCUUACACCCGAUAUUGUCGAUGCCGUUCUUGCUAUUUACCAGGCUCCUGCGAAGCCCGAUUUGCACAUGGUGGAGAUUAUGAAGAUGCAGCACCGAACAGCCGCCGACACUCGGCUGAUUCGAGGACUGGCCCUUGAUCACGGUGCUCGCCACCCCGAUAUGCCUAAGCGGCUCGAGAACUGCUACAUUCUCACCCUCAACGUCAGCCUGGAGUAUGAGAAGACUGAGAUUAACUCUAGCUUCUUCUACUCCAGCGCUGAGCAGCGUGAUAAGCUUGUUGAGAGUGAGCGUCGAUUCGUCGAUGCCAAGCUCAAGAAAAUCGUCGAGCUCAAGAAGGAGCUUUGCGGUAACGACGGUACAAAGAACUUUGUUGUUAUCAACCAGAAGGGUAUCGAUCCUCUUUCUCUUGACGUUCUUGCUAAGAACAACAUCCUUGCUCUCCGACGGGCCAAGCGAAGGAACAUGGAGCGUCUUCAGCUUGUUUGCGGUGGUGUUGCUCAAAACAGCGUUGACGACUUGUCUGAGGAUGUUCUGGGCUGGGCUGGCCUUGUCUAUGAGCAGACGCUCGGCGAGGAGAAGUUCACAUUUGUUGAGGAGGUCAAAGACCCCAAGUCCGUUACUUUGAUGAUUAAGGGCCCCAACGCCCAUACCAUUGCUCAAGUGACGGAUGCUGUCCGAGAUGGUCUGCGAAGUGUCUACAACAUGAUUGUCGACAAGUCUGUUGUUCCUGGUGCUGGUGCUUUCCAGGUUGCCUGUGCUUCUCACCUCAAGAGUGAUGCCUUUGGCAAGUCUGUCAAGGGCAAGGCCAAAUGGGGUGUUGAGGCAUUCGCUGAUGCUCUUCUUAUUAUCCCCAAGACUCUGGCUGCCAACGCUGGUCUUGACAUCCAGGAUGCUCUUGCGGACUUGCAGGAUGAGUACGCUGACGGCAACGUCGUUGGCCUUAACCUCGAAACCGGUGAACCUAUGGACCCUGAGCUGGAGGGUGUCUUUGACUCUUACCGAGUUCUGCGAAAUUGCAUCGCCUCCAGCUCCAGUAUCGCAUCUAACCUCCUUCUAUGUGACGAGUUGUUGAAGGCUCGACAGAUGGGCAGAGCAGGCGGACCUGGGCCUGGCAUGGAUGGACCUAAUGAUCACAUGUAG